AUCGGGCGCACACGCCUCCUACCAAAAUCACAGCCCCGUGUGGAGCCCAAGCUCUCAUUCACAGCUUUCUAGAGAAAUCUGAGCCCGAACCUGCCAGAAUAGGGGACCUCACCCACCCAGUUCAGCAGCGAGGACACCUGCAGAAAUACAUUCCCAAAGCAAGGCUGGGCGGCCGUGUGAAGUAAGCAAUGGCCUCAGUUUUGCUUCUCUUUUGGAUGGACACCACCACAUAGGGCCUGAAUGUGAAAGAAGACCCUCUAUUUGUCUGUUCCAGGGCAGUCUUGUAGUAAGACACUGUUGAAUGGGCCACAUUUUCAGCAGACCAUCAGGUGAAUGGGACCAAUCUCUCUUCUUCCAAAAUAUCAGAAGUUAAACACUUGGAACGGAGAUUUGGCCAAGAUGACCCAUUUACAGGCUGGACUCAGUCCAGAGACUAUAGAGAAAGCUCGCCUGGAACUGAAUGAAAACCCAGAUGUUUUACAUCAGGAUAUUCAGCAAGUCAGGGACAUGAUCAUCACCAGGCCUGACAUUGGAUUUUUACGUACAGAUGAUGCCUUCAUCCUGAGAUUCCUCCGAGCCAGGAAGUUUCACCAAGCGGAUGCCUUUAGACUCCUGGCUCAGUAUUUCCAGUACCGCCAGCUAAACCUGGACAUGUUCAAAAACUUCAAGGCAGAUGAUCCCGGCAUUAAGAGGGCUCUGAUCGAUGGGUUCCCCGGGGUGCUGGAAAACCGAGACCAUUACGGCAGGAAGAUUCUUUUGCUGUUUGCAGCCAAUUGGGAUCAGAGUAGGAACUCCUUCACAGACAUCCUUCGUGCCAUCCUGCUGUCAUUGGAAGUCCUAAUUGAAGAUCCGGAGCUUCAGAUAAAUGGCUUCAUUUUAAUUAUAGACUGGAGUAAUUUUUCCUUCAAACAAGCCUCCAAACUGACACCUUCUAUCCUUAAACUGGCUAUUGAAGGGUUGCAGGACAGCUUUCCUGCCCGCUUUGGAGGAGUCCACUUUGUCAACCAGCCCUGGUACAUUCAUGCCCUCUACACACUUAUCAAGCCAUUUCUUAAAGACAAGACCAGGAAACGGAUUUUCCUUCAUGGAAACAAUUUAAACAGCCUUCACCAGCUAAUACACCCUGAAUUUUUGCCGUCUGAAUUUGGAGGAACUCUUCCUCCUUAUGACAUGGGAACUUGGGCCCGGACGUUACUCGGUCCUGACUACAGCGAUGAAAAUGACUAUACUCACACUUCCUAUAAUGCAAUGCAUGUGAAGCAUACAUCCUCAAAUCUGGAGAGAGAAUGCUCACCCAAGCUGAUGAAAAGAUCUCAGUCUGUGGUAGAAGCUGGAACCCUGAAACAUGAGGAGAAGGGAGAGAAUGAGAACACUCAGCCACUCCUGGCUCUGGACUGAACCCUGAGUCACCCCAAUUCUCCCGCACACUGGCCUUCAGUGGUAUCAGCCACCCAGGAAGCACAUGUGCAACUGACCCACACGGACACAUGUGUUUUGCUUGACAUAAGGUACUCCACUCCUGACCCCCUGCAGUGACUGUCACCAGCCAUCGGUCUGAGCAGCCAAAGUUAGACAAAGACUUGAGCGAUGCUUUUUUUUUUUUUUUCUCCAGCAAAGGGAUUGGAGGAUGGUGCAAGGCAUUUGUGUAAAAAAGAUUCUCCCUCCUUUCAUAUUUAUGGUAGCAAAUAAAUUGAAAAAAAUCAAAAACUAAAUUUGAUGCACAUACUGCAUUAGAAUAAGAAUUUUUCUGAGGUAUCAUACAGGGACCCUCUCCAGUUUUUGAAACUUAAGUGCAUUUCCAAGUAAACGUGUCAGAGUUAAACUGUGCAGACACCAUUGUCAAGUUUCAUGUAGUACAAAACCCUGAGACAAUAGUAUCUCCAGUCAUUUCCAUUCUUACUAAAUUAUUUCCUUUGACCUAAUCACCAGCAUCGAAUUGUUCAGCCUAAGAGCCUGUUCUCAUAGGUCUGAGUAUUUGCAAAGUUUGCUAAUUUUGAUAUCCUGCAAAAAAUUAUUUUGAUGUCACAUCUCUUGUCAGGCCACUAGCUUACUAUCAUGAGCUGAUUUUAAAGGAAGACACAUGCACAUGAAAUAUGAUUAUUUCAUCUUAGCAAUGUGAGUUCCCACAGGCAGCUCAAGAGCCUGUUAGUGCAGUGUGUGUGCAGAGGAGACAUCUCAUUGAAAACACAUGUCAGUGAUUAAUGAAUCCAUUCAAGUUGCCUCAAUUGGGUCACUACAGCAAAGAAAAGUGCUAUCAAACCAUUUACCCCUUGACCCCCAAACCUACUGCAACUAUUAAAGAUGUGGAGAAAGAACAUGGUUGUUGGUGAGAGGGUAAAUAUUCAAUCAUGGGGCAAGAGCCAUACAGAUGGCUAAAUAUGCAGGUACUGAAAUUAGAGAAGACUAGAGAUUCAGGGUGAAAUGCCAAAGGUCAUUUUAUUUAACUAUCUAUUCCUUAGAAAUGGAGUCCCCAACUACCCAUUCGAAGGAAAUCAGAUAUAAAAUAAACGGACACCAUACGAUGUGAUAUCCUUACUUGUGCCAUAUUUUCCAAGACCAGUGCAUAUUUUUAGAUGUCUCUUAUUUGCCCAGCUAUCUGCAUGACAUGGGUAUUUAUUAGUAUGACCAGUUGGUGCUCAAUGUCAAACAAAAAUAUUUUAGUUAAUCAUGGGCAAUAAAUUAUGAUUUUACAUUUUAAAUAUUUGGGAGAGCUAAUUUGUUAGCUAAAUAAUUCAAAGGAAAGAGAUCAUUCAACUGGUCAUAAUCACCCCUGCUAGAUAUUAUUACUAACAUUAAUUAUUUAUUACAUAUCUUUCUCAAUGGAUCUAAUGUUUUAUUUUUUCCCUACUGGUAAAGAAUAAUAAUGAAAGUAAUUUUUAUAUUACAACCUAGGAGAAAUAAAGUUGAAACAGAAUUAAAAAUAUUUCUCAAACAACUGUAUCACGAUAUAAAUUAAACUGAUUUUGUAGACAUUUUAAAUCACAAAAAUAAUAACAUUGAACUACUUCUACCAAUGCAGUGAUGGAAACACUUUUCUUAUGUUACCAAGACAUAGGUAAGAGAAAUAAAGAAUUUAUGUGAAUUAGAAAAUCCACUUUAUUGCUUGGGUUUAAAAUAGUUGUGGGAUCUAAGUAUUUACAUGCUAUUGGAGCCAAUUACUGACAACACUUUGCAACAGUAAUACCAUUUUUAGUUUUCAGUUGGCAAUAUUUAGAAGCCUACUGUAGUGACCUGAUUUUAAAUACCGUAUUAUAUUUACUAAGUUAAGAGCUAGUUUUUACUUUCUUCCAUAAUUUCAUUACAUGAAUGUAAGGUGAUGGCUCAACGAUGAUGACUUAUAGUUUGAAUUUCUUUAUGUGUACACAAUAUACAUAUGAGAACCAAAUUCAAUAAGUGAGACGAAUGUUACUACAUGAGCACUGAAUUGUAUUGACCUUGCCAUUUCGUCUGUUCAAUAAAUACUGAAGGACACAAAUACCAUUUACUUUUCAAGAGUUUACCUUCUCUUCUCAAUUUUAGUAAUUAAUCUGGAUAUUUUUCCUCCCAUGCCUCUUCAUCUGAUUCAGUGGGGUUUAUCAAUACCAGCAAAACAGAAGAACAGGAAAAGUAUUUUGCAAAUUCAUCUACUGGAAGCUAAUGUUCUUAAGGUCAACCAAAAACGGUCAAUUUCAAUUUCAAAGAACUGUUCUUUAAAUGAGAUAGUCUACUUUUGUUUUUAGAUGAAAAAGAUAGUACAAGUGUUUUCUACCUAUGAAUGAAAUUUGUUGAUUUAUGUGCCAUUCCUGCAGCAUUCUUGUUCAUAUUGGCUUAGAAUUCAGCGCAUGAAUAUCAUUACAUUCUUAUAUCCAACAUUUCUAGUUAGCUUUGAUUUAAAAAAAUAUAAAAUCUGAUGCAUUAAUACUUUACUAAAUUAAUGACUUGAUCAUCUUUGGAAUGAGUAGGCAAGACCAUUUUCAACUGUGAUUUCUAUGUUGUGAGUAAUGUUGAAACUAAAUAUAGAUGACAAUAAUUGUUCUUUCAUGGUGAUGUUAAAACAGCAGAAGUUUCUCAAGCCAGGGAGAUGGGACAGUCUUUAAGACUCUUUUAUCAAAAAGGAAGGCAAUCUGGACCUUCUACACCCAGGACAAAGAUCCUGGCAUUCUUGGUGACCUUUUACUCUGCCAUCCUUAAUACUGCUACAGAAUUGUGGUGGAAAUCAUCUCCAAGACCGAAGAGCUGGCUUCCUGUCAUUCACAUGGAUCUACCACAGGCAAAGAAACUGUAUUCCCAGGACAUGCGUCAUGGAUGGCAAAGCAGCCAGGAGCCAGACUCCCUAUCAGUCACCUAUGCACCUGAUCCUGAAACAAUAUAUUUUUAUUUUCAUAAACUGUACGUUUCCCCAGAACUUCUAAUACUUGUCAUUAAAAAAUUAGCAUGUGGGAUUUUUAUAACAACAAUAUAAAAUAAUCCCAUGUUUUUUUUCAGUGUGAAAAGUUCCUCUUUGAAAGAAAUAUGAUUUUGACAAUAUUUCCAUCACUGGCAUAGUGAGAGGAGGAUCUGAAUCAAGAU
Saimiri boliviensis boliviensis (Bolivian squirrel monkey) is the source of this 4548-nucleotide messenger RNA. RefSeq names its product clavesin 1 (gene CLVS1). Gene Ontology annotation, molecular function: phosphatidylinositol bisphosphate binding. The record is from RefSeq and is a predicted model, not a curated record. Gene Ontology annotation, cellular component: membrane; clathrin-coated vesicle; trans-Golgi network. Gene Ontology annotation, biological process: lysosome organization. Lineage: Eukaryota; Metazoa; Chordata; Mammalia; Primates; Cebidae.